AUGUACAUUCUCUCUUAUCUUAAUAUAUUAUUGGCUACGUCAUCGCUUGUUGCGGCAGGAUGCUCAGUCUGUCCUUUUUACAGCGGAAGAUGUACUGCACCAGACGGCUCAGGCUGUAGGAAGGGCGAAGUUAAAUUUCAAUACGUUGCUGCGCAAAAUUACUGUUGUCGCGAAAAGGGAUUUGAAACUGUUCAGUGUUGGAACGCCUGCUAA
This is a messenger RNA of Ascochyta rabiei, 213 nucleotides long. RefSeq lists its product as uncharacterized. The transcript is spliced from 2 exons. NCBI's taxonomy places the organism in Eukaryota, Fungi, Ascomycota, Dothideomycetes, Pleosporales, Didymellaceae. The record is from RefSeq and is a predicted model, not a curated record. The coding region runs from base 1 to 213 and encodes 70 amino acids.